GUCCAAAGCGCGCGCCCGUCAGUGGAGGAGAAGAGAGGACAGAAGGAGGCAGAAAGACAAAAUAAAGACCAAUUAACCUUUUAUUCUGCAAAAGCGGCACACGAAAUCCAGCAGAGAUGUCAGAGGAAAAGCCAAAGGAGGGAGUAAAAACCGAGAAUGAUCACAUCAAUCUCAAGGUGGCAGGGCAGGAUGGGUCUGUGGUCCAGUUCAAAAUCAAAAGACACACACCCCUCAGCAAACUAAUGAAGGCGUACUGUGAACGGCAGGGUCUCUCAAUAAGGCAGAUCAGAUUCAGGUUUGAUGGCCAGCCUAUCAAUGAAACGGAUACACCCGCACAGCUGGAGAUGGAAGAUGAAGACACCAUAGACGUUUUCCAGCAGCAGACAGGGGGGCUCUGCUAAGCCCCUCCCACCUCAUUGACGCAACCCUCAGACCACGGCCUCAGCCAUCUUCACUGUUCUCUCCUCUCAGCCUAUUAUCAUUAUUAUUAUUAUUAUUAUUAUUAUUAUUAUUAUUAUUUCUUCAGUUUAAAGAUGUCUGUCAUGGUUUUUCGUCAUUGUGGGGGGGCUCCUCAGCUGUUUAUGUACCGUCUAAACCAGGACUGAACUUUUUGUGCGUGUCAACAGUCUCUCUGCUGGCCAAUCAGGACAACUUUUCCUUCUGGCAGCGCCGGCUGUGAUUGGACCAACAGCGUGUCACAGCUGUUCCUGGUUUGUCAGUGCUUCUCUCACUCAUUCACUCUCCAGUGAAAGCUUGGUAUCCAGUAGUUUGUCACAAUCUUCAUCCAUCGGGGCCGAAUGCGAGGCUCUGCAGCUUUUGUCAAGGGAUCACUGUCAGUGGGCAUGAAAAUGUUUUGAGGUGGAAGCACUAUCUGAACUUAAUACACAUCCGCCUUCCAUUUCACUUUCUUGUGUGUUCUUUUUGUCUAAACAGUGACUCCUGCUCUUCUGUCAAAAUGUAUUUUAAUUCUUUGCAUUUUAGGUGCUUUUGCUAAAGAGUUCUGCAAUGUUUUUGUAAUUUUUUUUUUCUU
This is a messenger RNA of Scomber scombrus (Atlantic mackerel), 1030 nucleotides long. RefSeq names its product small ubiquitin like modifier 3a (gene sumo3a). Gene Ontology annotation, cellular component: nucleus. Bases 117 to 401 code for a protein of 94 amino acids. The transcript is spliced from 4 exons. Gene Ontology annotation, molecular function: ubiquitin-like protein ligase binding; protein tag activity. Lineage: Eukaryota; Metazoa; Chordata; Actinopteri; Scombriformes; Scombridae. The record is from RefSeq and is a predicted model, not a curated record. Gene Ontology annotation, biological process: protein sumoylation.